CCCCCUCCGCCGCCGGCUCGCGAUCCGAUUCUUGAUCCCUGAUUCCUUGGUCCUUGGUCCCGCCAUGGGAGCUUGAGCACCUUCCAUCCGCUCCCCCGCCCCCUGCCCCCGGGGCCUUGAGGGGGACGAGGCGAGCGCUUUGGGACGGAGCAGGGGGUGAGCAGACUCGGGAGCCCCCCUCGGAACCCCCCGUCGCCUGCACUGCCGGUCCAAGCUCGGAGUUCUGAGAGACCCAGAGCGCUGCGGAUACAAAGGCGCCGGGCCGAACGGAGUGCCCGCCUAGCCCACCCGGCGGUUCGCAGCGGCGGGAGCGUCGCUUGAUUUUUCUCUGAAACAAGCCCACUCGUCCAGCAAAAUAGAGUCCCUCAGGGUGACGGUUGACUUCCUGAAGGUGCCUCUUGGCCUGAAGAAGCCGGUGCUGAAGGAGGUGGCUGUGGGGCCCCCCAAGAGGCCCCAGCCUGCGGCCCUGGAGCGUUACAAGGCACGGCGUUCAGACGCCAUGGACACCGAGUCCCAGUACUCGGGCUAUUCCUACAAGUCGGGCCACUCCCGCAGCUCCCGCAAGCACAGGGACCGCCGGGACCGACACCGCUCGAAGAGCCGAGAUGGGAGCCGUGGAGACAAGUCAGUGACAAUCCAGGCUCCAGGAGAGCCCUUGCUAGAUAAUGAGUCCACUCGAGGGGAUGAGAGGGAUGACAACUGGGGGGAAACAACAACGGUAGUUACGGGCACCUCGGAGCACAGCAUCUCCCAUGAUGACCUCACACGCAUCGCCAAGGAUAUGGAGGACAGUGUCCCACUGGACUGCUCCCGUCACCUGGGUGUGGCAGCAGGGGCCACUCUGGCCCUGCUGUCUUUCCUCACACCGCUGGCUUUCCUGCUGCUGCCCCCGCUGCUGUGGCGGGAUGAGCUGGAGCCGUGCGGGACAGCCUGUGAAGGCCUCUUCAUCUCGGUGGCCUUCAAGCUGCUCAUCCUACUGCUGGGCAGCUGGGCUCUGUUCUUCCGCCGGCCCAAGGCCUCGCUGCCCCGCGUCUUCGUGCUGCGCGCCCUGCUCAUGGUGCUCGUGUUCCUCCUUGUCGUCUCCUACUGGCUCUUCUACGGCGUACGCAUCCUGGAUGCCCGUGAGCGCAGCUACCAGGGUGUUGUGCAGUUUGCAGUGUCACUGGUGGAUGCCCUGCUCUUUGUGCAUUACCUGGCCGUGGUCCUGCUAGAACUGCGCCAACUCCAGCCUCAGUUCACACUCAAGGUUGUGCGCUCCACAGAUGGGGCCAGCCGCUUCUACAAUGUGGGCCAUCUCAGCAUCCAGCGCGUGGCAGUGUGGAUCCUGGAGAAGUAUUACCAUGACUUCCCUGUCUACAACCCUGCCCUCCUCAACCUGCCCAAGUCCGUGCUGGCCAAGAAAGUGUCUGGCUUCAAGGUGUACUCUCUUGGAGAGGAAAACAGCACUAACAACUCCACAGGCCAGUCUCGGGCUGUGAUUGCAGCAGCCGCCCGGCGGCGGGACAACAGCCACAAUGAAUACUACUAUGAAGAGGCAGAACAUGAGCGCAGGGUGCGCAAGCGCAGGGCCAGGCUCGUGGUGGCCGUGGAGGAGGCCUUCACUCACAUUAAGCGGCUGCAGGAAGAGGAGCAGAAGAACCCCAGGGAGGUGAUGGACCCCCGGGAGGCAGCCCAGGCCAUCUUCGCAUCCAUGGCCCGUGCCAUGCAGAAGUACCUUCGGACCACCAAGCAGCAGCCUUACCACACCAUGGAGAGCAUCUUGCAGCACCUUGAAUUCUGCAUCACACAUGACAUGACGCCCAAGGCCUUCCUGGAGCGGUACCUGGCGGCUGGACCCACCAUCCAGUACCACAAGGAACGCUGGCUGGCUAAACAGUGGACACUGGUGAGCGAGGAGCCAGUAACCAAUGGGCUUAAGGAUGGCAUCGUUUUCCUCUUAAAACGCCAGGACUUCAGCCUGGUGGUUAGCACCAAGAAGGUGCCGUUCUUCAAACUCUCCGAGGAAUUUGUGGAUCCCAAGUCGCACAAGUUUGUCAUGAGGCUGCAGUCGGAGACCUCGGUGUGACUGUGUGACAGCAGGGGAGUGGGAGACGCUGGGGCUUCUGUGGGGUGGGAGGGGGCCUGAUUCUCAGGCCCAGCCAAGUCCCCACUGCCCUUCUUCCUCUUGCUCUUGUUUUUUACUUGAAUUGACUUACUCCUCACCCUGUCUUCUCCCUCUUCCUCAUUUUACCCCAUGUGAACCUGGAGAGACCUUCUUGCUGUUGACAGUAUCCGGGGAACCCUCCCCUCGUUUUUGUAUCACUCCAGGCCCUGCAGGAAUCAGUGCCUCUCUGUCUCUCCCCUUCCCUGCAGCUUUCCUCAGAUGCCAGUCCUUUCUGAAAAGACACAGGGCCCUCUUGACGUACCUGUCCCUCCUGAGCCCUACUUACAACGCAAGUUUUGGUAGCAUGUUUUCCAGUGGUCCAUGACAGGUCUCUUGGGGGCACUGAUAUGACCCAGAGAGCUCUAGUGCCAAAUUCUGCCAAGGCAGCAGCUCCCCUCUCCUACCCGUAACAGACCCUGAGUUCCUGGGCAGAGAUGCUCCUGCCACAUAGUUAGGAAUUCCCACAGCACUGUUGCUUGCAGCUGCUCUCCCCCAUCCACUCAUGCUAGAGCAAAGAAAGAUCCCAUCCUUUACCUGGAAAUCUCUACCUGCUGUUUCUGAUUGCAUGGUCACGCAUGGUGCCAGCGGUCAGAGGUGAAACGCCUCUGACAGGGCCCUGGAGAAGGUCCUGAGGGUCUUUCAUGGAAAGCUCCUGAGAGGAAGGGGACAAAUCCCUGAGUUGGGAAAGACCCUUGCCUUGACCCCUGCCCUCAGAACUCACCCUGGCCUCCCCUUUGUUCCCACUCUUCCCAGUGAAGGAUGGGAGGUAGACUCCUGGAUAGACUUAGCAGUGUGCCAACCCUGACAGACGGUUUUCCUUCCUGCACCAGCCGCCCUGGGCUUGCUGGCUUCUCUCAGCUGCAGAGACCUGUUGCCUCAUUUCUGUGGGGGAGGAGCCAGCUCCUCCUGUCCCCUGCCUUAAGUCCAGUUCUUUGCCUCAGGGGUCACUUUUCCUUGGCCUUCCAGGGUCCCCUCCUCUUCUCUUCCUGUUUCUCUGGGCGCUAUACUGGGGUCAGGGACCAAGAUUAUUGCCUUCUGUGGGCUCUUAGCCCCUCACCCCAUUUUACUUCCGUAGCUUUUAUACCAAGUCCAAAUUCUCAAUAGUUUAGAUCUCAUUCUGAACAAAAUCCAGUGGCCCACUGGUACAGAGUCAAUUUUCAGAGUCAAUUUGAGCCUUUUAAUUGAAACUCCUUUAAAUUAUGUAGUUAUCACCAAGGGGAAUAGAAAAGGAAAUACCAGUAUACAUCCUUCCAGGGUCCAUGUGGAGGACCGUUUUGGUGGCUGGGAUGGAGCCUGCACCUGGAUCAGAUCUCCAAAUAACUCAUAGUACCCCUGAUGGGUCCUUCUUUUCCCUAGAAAAUUUACUGGUACUUGCCUUGCAAAGCACACUUUGGGAUAGGCUGACCUUUGGUCUCUCCCCUGGGAGGCUGCUUCCACUCUGUAGGGGCAGCCCAGGGGGUGACAGAGCCUAACAAUCUAUCAGGGUUUUUCUCCUGUCCUUUCUGAAAGGGUAUCUCUGUCCACCACCGGUCAUGGGAGAGGGGUUAGGGGUUCCUCUGCCCGAGCUCACCUUGUCCCCAUAGGAGUGGCUUGUCGGGCUGAUUUAGGGAGAGGCUGAGUGAAGGUUAGCCUUGGUCUAGGGCUGAGAGAGUCCUUGAAUAAGCCUUGGUGAAAUGCAUCCUGCCUUGGCAUCCUGGGAAAGCAAUCUUUUCUUUAAGAACCUGAUUUCAGAGGGGUCCCUUCUGGGUCACAUAAAUACCUCACUAUCCUGGAGAACAGGGCCUGGAUGGUGAUUGGGGUCUUUGCCUUGGUGGGCAAGAAUAGGGUGUGUCGUCUGAGGAGUGGGUUGGGGUGGGCAGAAAUAAAGGAAAUGGGAUCUUAGUUGUUGCCCUAGAUUUAGGGGCGGGGGAGUGUUUAUUUUAAGAACCUGCCAUGUUUUUAAUCACUGUGAUUUUUUUCAUUCUUUUUUCCUGAAACAAGAGAAAUGUGUUUUCCCAACUCUCUCUUUUUAAGCACUAAGGGCUGUGACUGAGAAUGGUAGCAUUUUGGUUCUUUGCGUCAGAACUGUGGUAUCUUCGUCUUCUCUGGUUAUUAUUAUUAUUAUUUUUUAAAACGUCAGGAUGAGUUGGCCAGCGUAUGGCUCUGUGUGUGUGUGUGUGUGUGUGUGUGUGUGUCUUGCUUCUCCUGUAAUGGGAAGUUGUCUUCAUGCUGUGAACUGCUGGGGACGGCUAGCCGACUCAGGCCCUCUGAGCUGUUUGCCCACUGGCCGUCCCACCGCUCACUGGGUUUCUGUCUCUCCCGUGCCCCCCACCCCCAGGGGAUGCUACGCUGGCUCCCUCCAGCCUCUUGUUUCUAUGACUACGAGGCAAGCUGGCUCAUCCCCUCCCGGGCCUUGGAAUGCUCGCCCCCCUUUCCCUCCACACCACCACACGGUGCCUCAGUCCUUCACCUACCUCGCCCCUCUGCCUCUCUUCCCACUGGUCCCUGUCUUUCUCCCACACCAGCGUUUGUGUUCUUGUGUUUAUUCUGAUUUAUGUCCCUUUGGUCUCUGACUUCUUCCCAUUCCCCUCUACUUCGUGGCUUGAUUUUUUGCCUCCCCAGCAUACUUCAACAUUUCCAUUGCAAACCCCAGCACAAUACCCGUGACGAAUAGAUGCUGGGAUCCCUGAAAGCUUUCUCAUUGGAAACAUCCAUUUCCCAGGGUUUGUGCUUCUCCCUGGUUCUGGGCCUGGAUGAGCUCCCUUGUCCCUUUGUGGUAUCCGUCCGUCUGUUUUCUCUUUCCUCUGCCUUCCCCACGGGGCAGUAUCUGCUGAUGAGUUCGGACCUGGUGUGUGAGUGUUGUGUGCAGAAGGGGACUUUUUGAGUCCCUUCCAAGUGAGACUGUAAGUGUAGAGUUUCCCACUGUUGGAUCUAGAUUUUUUUUGUUUUGUUUUGUUUCUAUUUUUUUUUCUUUUCUUUUUUGGUUACAGAGCUGAGACCUUGUGCAUGCAUGUAGAAAAUUGUAAAAUGUAAAUUUUUUUAAUAUAUAAAAAGCUUGUUUUUACAGUUUGCAGUGGAUCUAAACAUUAUGGCAAUUUUAGGAAUUUUUUUUCUGAAACAUAGAAACUAAAACUGUACAAAAUUUUUUUUAUAUAUAAAAUAAAGACAUUUGACUUUUGUGGGGGCA
Cavia porcellus (domestic guinea pig) is the source of this 5309-nucleotide messenger RNA. RefSeq names its product VANGL planar cell polarity protein 2 (gene Vangl2). Gene Ontology annotation, cellular component: plasma membrane. Gene Ontology annotation, biological process: establishment of planar polarity; multicellular organism development; Wnt signaling pathway, planar cell polarity pathway. The transcript is spliced from 8 exons. The coding region runs from base 500 to 2065 and encodes 521 amino acids. NCBI's taxonomy places the organism in Eukaryota, Metazoa, Chordata, Mammalia, Rodentia, Caviidae. The record is from RefSeq and is a predicted model, not a curated record.